UUCUCUGGCAGCCUGUCGGAGGAGACCUGCACUGAUCUCUGCUCUGGAGGAUGCACCUAUCUGAAGGAGGGUAUCACUGAGAAGCUUCACUUUUCAUCCUGACUCCCCACAAGUAAUGAAUCUGUGAGAGGACGAGCAGAGAAGCACACUUCAAAAUGGCAGACAAGGAUAGUGUUGAAAAAUACUUGGAGAAUAACCCUCAGUUUGCCAAAGAGUAUUUUGACAAGAAUGUCCGAUGCGAGGUCAUCGCCGCCGCUUUUGCCGAGAACCUUGACAUCAAAGAUCCGGCCUCGUUCAAGGAUGUCAGCCAAAUCCAGGAGGCCACCAUCAUCUUUGACAUGAUCAAAGAAAUGCAUUCGCAGCCCAUUAUGGAAAAGGCCAUGCACAAGGUCCUGCAGAGGAUAUGUAUGCUGGUGAACGCAGACCGCUGCAGCUAUUUCAUAUACCGAGCCAGAAACGGCAUCCCUGAGCUCGCUACGUGUCUUUUCGAUGUCACCCCUACCUCGAAAUACGAGGCAAACUUGGUCAACCCUCAAUCUGAAAUUGUCUUCCCUACUGACAUUGGCAUAGUUGGCCAAAUAGUGACCACCAAAAAACCAGCUAAUGUUCCCGAUGUCAAACAGAAUCCCAAAUUCAGUGAUUUUGUGGACAAGCAAACAGGAUACACCACUAAAAACAUGCUGGCUGCCCCUCUCAUGAACGGGAAAGACCCACUUGGUGUGGUCAUGGUAAUAAACAAAGUGGGAGGAAAUGAAUUCUCCAAAGCAGAUGAAGACCUCUUCUCCAAGUACAUCACCUUCGCCACAGUCAUUGCCCUACAGCAUUACACCUCAUACAUGUAUAAUGUGGAAUCUAGAAGAAGCCAGGUUCUUCUAUGGACUGCGAGCAAAGUGUUUGAAGAGUUGACGGACAUUGAGCGACAGUUUCACAAGGCCCUGUACACCGUCAGGACCUACCUCCAGUGCGAGAGGUACUCUGUCGGCCUUCUGGACAUGACCAAAGAAAAGGAGUUCUACGAUGAGUGGCCGGUUAAAUUGGGAGAUGUGGAGCCGUACAAAGGCCCAAAGACACCUGACGGCAGGGAAAUCAACUUCUACAAGAUCAUUGAUUAUCUCUUAGAGAGCAAAGAAGAGAUCAAAGUCAUACCAACUCCUCCUGUCGACCACUGGGCACUUGUUAGCGGCCUCCCCACCUAUGUGGCUGAAAAUGGCUUUAUUUGUAACAUGAUGAAUGUUGCUGCUGAUGAUUACUUUACAUUCCAGAAAGAAGCUGUGGACGAGUCGGGUUUCGUCAUCAAAAACGUCCUGUCCCUUCCUAUUGUCAACAAGAAAGAAGAAAUUGUGGGUGUUGCCACUUUCUUCAAUCGGAAAGAUGGCAAGCCAUUUGAUGAGCAGGAUGAACAAAUUACUGAAGCCCUAACACAGUUCCUAGGAUGGUCUGUACUGAAUUGUGACACAUAUGACAAACUGAAUCGGACAGAGUGGAGAAGAGAGAUUGCAGCGGAAAUGGUCAUGUACCAGACCAAAGCCACCCCAGCUGAAGUCCAACAGAUUCUGAACACGAAGGAGAAGUUUGACAUGAACCCUGAGGACUGCGAUCAGAGAGAAAUGUACAAACUCUUGAGAGCCAACAUUCCAGAAGCCAAAGAUGUCGAUCUGCUAUUAUUUAGUUUUAGUGACUUGCCUGUCUCUGAGCUUGACCUUAUCAAGUGUGGCAUUCGCUGUUUCUUUGAACUUGGAGUGGUAGAGAAGUUCAAAGUGCCAGCAGAGGUCCUGACAAAAUGGAUGUACACUGUACGAAAAGGCUACAGAGAUAUCACCUACCAUAACUGGAGACACGGGUUUAACGUGGGCCAGACCAUGUUCUGUCUUCUGCAAACUGGAAGGCUAAGAAAAUACUACUCCGACCUUGAUGCCUUUGCGAUGGUAGCGGCUGCAUUCUGUCACGACAUUGACCACAGGGGUACCAACAAUCUCUACCAGACAAAGAGCACAUCACCACUGGCCAAGCUCCAUGGCUCCUCCAUCUUGGAAAGGCACCAUCUUGAUUACAGCAAGACGCUGAUGGCAGAAGAGAGCGUUAACAUUUUCCAAAGUCUGCAGAAACGCCAGUUUGAGACAGUCCAGCACUUGCACGAUGUCUGUAUCAUUGCGACUGACCUGGCCUUGUAUUUCAAAAAAAGGACCAUGUUCCAGAAGAUCGUCGAUGCCACCGAACCAAUGGCUGAUGAGAAGGAAGCGAUUGCCUAUGUGUCCAACAAUCCCAUUAGGAAGGAAAUCAUUAUGGCAAUGAUGAUGACUGGAUGUGACUUGUCUGCCAUUACCAAGCCAUGGGAGGUCCAGAGCAAAGUGGCUCUCAUGGUGGCAGCUGAAUUCUGGGAGCAGGGAGACCUGGAGAGGACUGUGCUAGACCAACAACCCAUUCCCAUGAUGGACAGGAACAAGUCGGAUGAACUUCCGAAAAUGCAGUGUGGUUUCAUUGACUUCGUGUGCUCGUUUGUGUACAAGGAAUUUUCAAGGUUCCACAAAGAGAUCACUCCCAUGUUCGAUGGCCUGAACAACAACAGGGUCCAUUGGAAGGAGCUGGCUGAUAUUUAUCAAGCAAAAGUAGACGCUAUAGAGAAUGAACGAAAACGACUAGAAGAGGAGCAGGCUAAAAAAGCCGCUGGUGAGGAUGGUGGAGAGGGAGGAAAGUCCAAAACCUGCACCAUAUUUUAAACAUCAUCUGACAGAAAUUCAGAGCCACAGAGAAGUCUGGGCCAGCAUGUAGAGGGAGGUGAAACGUGCUCCUAGGACCACUACAUUUUCACCAGCUUUCUGUCUCAUUUCCUCGGAAGUACCUUCUCCAAGUGAACACGUAGGCAUUCACCAGAAAUGGAAGAACUGUACCUGUCAGAUGUUCUUUCUGAUGGGGUGCCAGCCUAGAGCACCAUAUAGACAAUUUCAAGCUUGUUCCUAAUCACUGAUUUCACCUCGACUGUACCUUUUAACAACUAACUACGCUGGAGGAAGUACUGCAUAUGCAACUUGCCACACAGUGGUGGCCGAAAACACAACUCUACAAAUGUUUAUUGUGCUGUAGUUCACAGAGCUUACCUGAAGUACGGCUUUUGAGUCCAUAACAGUUCUCAAGACUGUUGUAUGUCAUGUAAACAGCAUAACAUUAAGAAUUAGAGCAAUACAUAUGAACAACUUUCUUACCAGUUGCUAAUUUCUCAAAAUAGCAUACUUCUCGAUUUCAUAGAAGUUCCAAUUUGAUAUUUAUUUUUUGAUGAAUUCACUGAAUCACACUUAAGGGUGAAGUGUGUAAUUUCUCCACCAAGUGAGAAUUGCAAAAAUGCUGACUGUUUUCGAACAAGUUUCCUCAACACACCCCUCAUCUGUAAUUGGUCAAACACACAGAUAGCCCCGCCCCCAAACAAACACCAUUGGUGUUUCUGUUGUUGGGCUGCCUAAUGUUUUAAUAGCAGCAGAACACUUUUUUUUGUGAAAUCGACUUCUUUUAGAUUUCUCUGCAUAUUAACCUGGGGUGAAAGCAUUUUAACAUCACAUUAAAUUACACACUUCACUUUUAAACUACCGCAAUGCAUAUUUUAAUAAAUUUCAGUUGCUUUGUUUAGGGUUGAAGGACCAACUCAUUUGAAUAAGCUUUUAGAAGCUUAUUAGCAAGCGCUUUGUGAAAUGCACAAAGAUCUCAUGCUACAAGUCUUGCACACUGACUACGAGUUGUUCAAAGGAAAGAUGGCACUGCCAAGGCUAAAGAUCUUGUAAGUUGCAUUUGCAUCUGCUUGUCGCAGUUGUGUUUGGAUGGAUGUCUUUUCUACUUUUUUGUUCUCUAAAGAAGAUGAAGCUGAGAAUGCGACAUGGCUAAUUCUGUGAAUAUGUGGAGAACA
Messenger RNA from Sinocyclocheilus rhinocerous, 3892 nucleotides. Its product is annotated as phosphodiesterase 6C, cGMP-specific, cone, alpha prime. NCBI's taxonomy places the organism in Eukaryota, Metazoa, Chordata, Actinopteri, Cypriniformes, Cyprinidae. The transcript is spliced from 22 exons. Gene Ontology annotation, molecular function: 3',5'-cyclic-nucleotide phosphodiesterase activity; protein binding. Bases 156 to 2717 code for a protein of 853 amino acids. The record is from RefSeq and is a predicted model, not a curated record. Gene Ontology annotation, biological process: signal transduction.